Messenger RNA from Kalmanozyma brasiliensis GHG001, 2088 nucleotides. Its product is annotated as Cyclic-AMP phosphodiesterase, class-II. The record is from RefSeq and is a predicted model, not a curated record. The transcript has a single exon. Gene Ontology annotation, biological process: negative regulation of glucose mediated signaling pathway; cAMP catabolic process; cGMP catabolic process. Bases 1 to 2088 code for a protein of 695 amino acids. Gene Ontology annotation, molecular function: 3',5'-cyclic-GMP phosphodiesterase activity; 3',5'-cyclic-AMP phosphodiesterase activity. Lineage: Eukaryota; Fungi; Basidiomycota; Ustilaginomycetes; Ustilaginales.
AUGACGACCCAGCCUUCCUCUUCGUCCGCCGCGGCCCACCAGGACCUGUCAUCAUCCGCCCAACUUCCCGCUUCAUCUUCGUCACAGCUCCAAGCCUCCGAACCCUCGAUCAGCAGUCGCAAUGACCUUCGAAGAAGCUCGGUUCAAACCGAGCAGUCCUUCUACUCGGCGUCCGACUAUCCCAGACGCAAGCAGCCGCGUGUAGCGCUUCAUCCAGGACACCAACCCGCUUCCUUCAGCUUCGUCUGUCUCGGUACCGGCGGUGGUCCCCUCGAAGGCGAUUGCUCCUGCUACCUCCUCAAGGCAGCCGAUCAAGAGUGGCAGGAUGGUUCCAUCGUUGUCGAAGGCGGCUCGUGGCUAGGCGCGCUCACCGAUGUGCUCGAACAACACGGUCCCGACUCGGCCUUCUACGACUUCGAGUUCCCACCCACCACACCGUCCGCCUAUCUGCGCGCCGGUCUCAUGGCUUCCUUCUCGAGUGCCUUCUUGAUAUCACACGCCCAUCUCGAUCAUAUUCUCGGCUUGGUGCUCGGCUCAGCCUCCUUGCCAGGCAAAAGGAGCGUCUUCGGUCUCAAGCCCACACUCGAAAACAUUCUCGACAUGUUCAACGGCAAAAUCUGGCCCAAGCUCGCCUCGUGGAAGGAGGACGAACCGCAUACCAUGUAUCACAUGCGUUGCCUCGACAACCAGCGACCCUUUUCAGUAAGCGACUCACUCAGUGUCUUGCCCUUCGCUCUUUCGCACGGUCUCAACCCGUCUGAGCCGCCCGCACCUCCCACACCAACCUACGCGCCGGCGCAACUCAAUUCGAACUACUUCAGCAAACGCAUGUCGCUGCCCGUCAGCACCCAGCUCGGCUCGUUCCAGCUCUCGCGCGGUAUCGACGACCGCAUGCGCACCCUCGAAAGCAUCUCACAAGGAAGCGAGGCCAAUGCGUUCCGUCGACCGUCGUUCAACAACAGCCCUUUCUUCCCCUCGACUGCUACGAGCAAAGCGUCCAACGCUUCGCUCGGCCCUACGGAUAUCCCGACCAACAAACAGGGAGAGCCUGUAUCGCCUCGAGCGUCGCCUGCUGCUACUGCUGCGGACGGUCUCGCAUCCGCUUCGUCCUCCACCGCCUCCCUGUCUUCGGUCGCCAUGCUGCCUACGGCCAGUGGCGGACCUGGCAUCCCGACGCAUCCCCCUCAGCAACCCUCCUCCUUCAACAAACCGCUCCCGGACAGCCCGGCCAAGAACCGCAGACCUCGAACCGCCCAAGGCUCGGAACGACGUCCUUCGCCUCCUUCCGCAUGGACCCCACCCACUUCGUCUUCCGGCCCCGCUUCGAACACCACACGACAACCGCCUCGGCGCGUCUCGAUCGAUCGUCCCCCACCCUCGCUCGACUCGACCGCCUUCUUCAUCACGCACAAAAACCACGACCGCGACGUGCUCUUCUUUGGCGACGUCGAGCCGGAUUGCGUCUCGCAAUCGCCGCGCAAUCGGCAGGUGUGGAGUCACGCCGCCGAGCGGUUUGCCGAAGGACGGCUGAAUGCGAUUUUCCUCGAGUGCAGUUUUGCAAAGGGUCAUCCGACGGAAUUUUUGUAUGGGCAUUUGUCGGUGGAGCAUCUGUUUGAUGAGUUGCGGGUGUUGGCGCAGAUGGUGAAGCGGGUGAGGGAGAUGAGGCGGAGGGGGUCGAAUGGGAGUGUGAGGAGUGCUGGUGGUCCUACCGGAGCGGGGUCGAGUGGUGGGAACAAAUACCAUCUGGCGCCUUCGCCGUUGGGGACGGCGGCGGUGUCGGUGCAUGACGAACAACCACAGCCACCGAGCGGCAGUGUGUACGACCGCGAUAGCGAGCUUCGUGGUCAACUGCAGGGGUUGGGCGUCAUUGUGAUCCACGUCAAACCCGCCUUGUUUCCGACAUUCGUCAAUGCGGCCACCACAGACAGCACGGAUGACGACGCAACGCCAAUAGUCAACCCAGAACCCAUACUCGACCACCGCACCGCACCCCAGAAGAUCCUGGACGAGCUAGAGCAGGAGGAGCAAGCGGCCGCAUUGGGCGUGCGCUUCGUCAUGGCCGAAAAGGGUAUGCGCAUCGAAUGUUAG